Molecule: messenger RNA, 747 nt
Organism: Blepharisma stoltei
Lineage: Eukaryota; Ciliophora; Heterotrichea; Heterotrichida; Blepharismidae
Source: the annotation of a GenBank genome assembly
AUGGUAAAAAUUUCAGUACUAAAAAAUUAUAAAAUGUUGCCAUCUAUGGGUCAAGUUAUCGCCAAAACCAUACCACCAUUUUGGAACAACCCAAGCAGGAAAUCCAGACAUGAAUCGUGCGUGCUCUCGCUAUUUUAUAACCCCAAAAGUCCUAUUUUCAAGCCACCGAAAAAAGAAUACUUGCGCUGCAAAUUAAUCAGAGGUCACAAGCGUAUUCUUAGGCAAAUAAAAAAAUGCAUAAUACCAGCAAAGACACUGAAUAGAAUUGACCCCUCCAACCCCAGUGCACUUCGUCAGUACGAGGCACUCAGAAAUUGCUACUACAGAAAUGCUGAUGAGCUCGAUCCGCUAACAGAGACAGUAAAAGGCCCAAUUACUGACGGAAGGGCAAAGAGAAAGUCAGCAUGGUGCGAGGACAUUGAAAACAGCUUUAACAUGUCUUUCUGUAGAUCUUACUUCGCUCCAAACUCCAUACGAGAGUCUUAUUUCUUGUAUGUUGAACUGAUCUUUAUGGAGCUUGAUGCUGAAGUUUUAUGCGAUAAGUUUGAUUUCCACUGCUGCAGAGAGAAGAAUCAUUCCGGUGAAUGCAUCGAGAAGUGGCUACUCAUGAAAAAUAUUAUACAAUUCGACAUGAUCAGAGAACUGGAUCAUGAACCUAUAGUUUGUUCAGAAAUCAUUCUCCCUAACUAUGGCUUAGAUAAGCUCAAACACGCACAUUCUGAAAUGAUUAGCCAAGCUAAUAUGUAA